Messenger RNA from Limulus polyphemus (Atlantic horseshoe crab), 2335 nucleotides. Its product is annotated as hairy/enhancer-of-split related with YRPW motif protein-like. Gene Ontology annotation, biological process: regulation of transcription by RNA polymerase II; regulation of neurogenesis; anterior/posterior pattern specification. Gene Ontology annotation, molecular function: DNA-binding transcription factor activity, RNA polymerase II-specific; RNA polymerase II cis-regulatory region sequence-specific DNA binding; protein dimerization activity. Lineage: Eukaryota; Metazoa; Arthropoda; Merostomata; Xiphosura; Limulidae. Gene Ontology annotation, cellular component: nucleus. Bases 77 to 748 code for a protein of 223 amino acids. The record is from RefSeq and is a predicted model, not a curated record. The transcript has 5 exons.
UCUGCUCGUGCAGAGAACUUCCGUUAUUCGUGUGUUCAGCAGUCGUUUCAUUUCACAACCGGCAGUCACUUGCCACAUGAUGAAGAGGGAUUUAAGUGACGUGGACUCCGACUCUGACGAUAUCUUUGCUGUGGUUGACACCAAAGGGAGUCCAAGCCAGAGUAAUGAUGAGUACCAGCUUCUUAAUCGCAAAAAAAGGCGAGGAGUUAUUGAAAAGAGACGUCGUGAUCGAAUCAACAACUGUCUGUUUGAACUACGUCGGCUUGUUCCCACCGCUUUCGAAAAGCAGGGGUCAGCAAAACUUGAGAAGGCGGAGAUUUUAGAAAUGACAGUAGAACAUAUGAAGCUAUUACAUGUCAAAGGAUUUGAUACAUUUUCUCAGAAGCGCCAUGGAAUGUUUUUGGAUUAUCACAGCGCUGGGUUUCUAGAGUGUGCGACUGAAGUAGCACGCUACCUGGUGGCGUUGGAAGGCUUAAAUCUUAAAGAUUCAUUGCGACUGCGCCUCAUGAGCCACCUUCAGUGUUAUUCAGCGCAGAAAGAUCUAGCCGUGAAGUCCGCAGCUUCCCACUGCUCGUGGAAUACUUCAUCUUCUUUACCAUCAUUUUCUUCUGCACCUCAGAACCUCCCUCAAACAGUAGUCCACCCUACUGGUUAUAGUGUACAAGUCUCGUCCCCUCACAACUUAAAAGUAGUACCUGGAACUUCGUACCCGUAUUAUAAUUCAAAUUUUGCCCAUUCUCUUUCAUAAGACAUGAAGUCAUCGUACCUUCUUCCGCCACAUCCAAAACAACAAAUAUCAUUAAACUCCAAGGCCUCCAUGUAAUCAUUAAACAUCCAGUCUUCUAUUGCUUCUAGCAAUAUUCCUAAGAUGACAUCUUUUCCUCAGCUCCCUUUAAUCCAAUUUCCUGAGACAACAGGCGGUUCAUCAAGUGAUUAUGAGUGGUUAAGUGGAUCUCCUUCCACGAAGAUUUACAACCCCUGGGGUGCUGAGCUUGCUUACUGAUUAUUGUUCAAUUCUAAAAAUGUAUGAAAGAGAGUAAUUUCGCACCGUAAUGCAUGCCAGAUAUUCUCCAACUGAGUGGAUGCGAAGCCUUUUGAUAUAAUUUCAGUACUGAGUGAACAAUGAAAACUUAAUGUGAAACUUUGCAAAUAGUUCACCCUGUAAAUACAAAAUAUAUAUAUAUAGUGUUGCACAACGUAAGUUACUCGGUUUUAUUUCUUAUGGAUCCAUUAUUUAUUUUUGCAACACCUGUUAACAGGAAUAUUGAGAUAUCCUACAAUUCUAUGGAUUCUAAAAUAAGUUUGAUAAUAAACAUCUAAAUCUAGUCUGUUUAAUUAUUAGUCUAGAAUAUAUUCUUAUUUCAUUUAAAGUUAAAAAAUGUUUUAAUUUAAGUUUUAUCUGAUAUUUGUUAGAUAUAAUUCUGAGAAAUUAAGAUAAUAACAAUUUCUUGAAAAUCAUAUUACAAUUUCUUUUGUUUCAAUUAAACAAGUAAAACAGUAAUCACGAGGAGAAACUACAGCAAGAAAACACAACAAAAAAGGUAAAAUUAGUAAUACGAACAUAUUAAUAAAUGUAUAAUUCAAAUGAAAAAAUGCACGUUGUUCAGUGUUGGAGAAUGCUGUUUGAUGUGGAGGGUUUCUUUAAUCAAUAAUUUCUCUAUCCUCUGCAAUUAUAAUGCAGUUUUCAUUUAAAUUAUAAUUUUUUUAAUAUGUUUGUAUUACUAAUUUAACCUUUUUUUUUUGGUUGUAGUUUCUCCUCGUGAUUAAUGUUUUAUUUCUUUUGUUUCGUUUCGAAAAACAAAAUCGCAGAUGUUCAAAUCCAAUAUUCAUGUUGGAAAGUCCGGGUGGAUCAGCGGUAAGUUUACGAACUUACAACGCUAAAAAAAUUUGUGGUUCGAUAAAUAAAACAAGGAGUACCAUUCAUAACUGUAUUUCAAAUUUUACCACAUUUAAAUUGAUUUAUAUUUUAAUUGCAAUCGUUAAUAUAUUAUUUGAUUUUGUAACUUGUAUAUUAUCCAUUAAUUCAGUGGUACGGUACGGUAAAGCAAAGAUAUGUAAAAUAAAAAAAAAAUAUGUGUAGUAAAUAAAUAUAAUGCUGAUUGUGUUCGUUCCCUAUAAUCGUCUAUUUCACUGGGCCGAGAUAGAUAAAUAAUACUAUCUUAUAAAUGGUAAAAUAGUAGGUAUGCUUUAAUUAAAAGAGCAUCUAUCGAAGUCGUUUUGAAAUAAUUACUGGCAAGGACUUUUUAUAAUCAAGACUGAGUUUAUCAUUGUAAAGACAGGAUGCUAGAUAAUCUACAAAUUAUUGUUGCGUAUGUGCGUGAAACGUAGGUUUUUA